This is a messenger RNA of Suricata suricatta (meerkat), 664 nucleotides long. RefSeq names its product FXYD domain containing ion transport regulator 1 (gene FXYD1). Lineage: Eukaryota; Metazoa; Chordata; Mammalia; Carnivora; Herpestidae. Gene Ontology annotation, biological process: monoatomic ion transport; regulation of sodium ion transmembrane transporter activity. Bases 16 to 498 code for a protein of 160 amino acids. The record is from RefSeq and is a predicted model, not a curated record. Gene Ontology annotation, cellular component: membrane. The transcript has 8 exons. Gene Ontology annotation, molecular function: sodium channel regulator activity.
GCACAGAGAGGUCACAUGGGCUGCUCGAGGUCAUACGACCAGAGCCCGGAGCUGAUCCCAGGUUUCUGUGUCGCCAGUGCCUAUGAAGCUGGCCCGCCCACGAGGACACCAUGCGUGUUGCUCUCCGGGGAGUCCCGCAGGCGACAUGGAUCGGGAAAGGAGCAGGUUCGGCGCAUCAGCACAACGGGGUGGUGUCUCCAAGUGUGCGAACACAAGACAAUGGCAUCUCUCCACCACAUCUUGGUUCUCUGUGUGGGUUUCCUCACCAUGGCCAACGCAGAAGCUCCACAAGAACAUGACCCAUUCACUUAUGACUACCAAACCCUGCGGAUCGGAGGGCUCAUCAUCGCCGGGAUCCUCUUCAUCCUGGGUAUCCUCAUCAUCCUGAGCAGAAGGUGCCGGUGCAAAUUCAACCAGCAGCAGAGGACUGGGGAGCCUGACGAAGAGGAGGGAACUUUCCGCAGCUCCAUCCGCCGUCUGUCCACCCGCAGGCGGUAGAGACACCUGGUACGACAGAACUCAGCCAGGAUUCCCCCGGCACCUGAUGCCUCCCACCCACCACCUGAGCCCCCGCCAGCACCUGGACUGCCCUCUUCGCCAGCCCUGCCCCCACAGACUCCUCUCUGCCGCCCAGACAUCAAUAAAACGUGCUUUUCUCUCUUGA